Messenger RNA from Colletotrichum godetiae, 360 nucleotides. RefSeq lists its product as uncharacterized. NCBI's taxonomy places the organism in Eukaryota, Fungi, Ascomycota, Sordariomycetes, Glomerellales, Glomerellaceae. The transcript has a single exon. The record is from RefSeq and is a predicted model, not a curated record. The coding region runs from base 1 to 360 and encodes 119 amino acids.
AUGCCAUUCCUCUCAAAGCCUACCCUGGCCUGCCCGGCAAGCCCUGAAUCGCAUCAACCAUCAAAGCACAGGCAUGACAGGGACUCCAGGCCAAGGUACCACGUUGAUAUGGAUCAACAACACUCGCCGGCUCGCGUCCGCUCAUUCGCUCCCUCGCCUCGUUCCAAUCUCAUGCGGCAACAGCGUGAGCUUCCCUCGAUGGUUACAGCGGGUGACGUCCACCUGUGGCUCUUUGUCUCUCCGUUUCUGUGCGCCCUCGGCCUUCCUCUCGUGGACUCCAUUGGCGCCAUCGACUUUAUCGUCCUGUUCCGCUGGGCUACCUUGGCCAACACUGCGAAGUACUCCGUAUGGAGUGCAUAA